Messenger RNA from Bacidia gigantensis, 843 nucleotides. RefSeq lists its product as uncharacterized. Gene Ontology annotation, biological process: positive regulation of catalytic activity. The record is from RefSeq and is a predicted model, not a curated record. Bases 1 to 843 code for a protein of 280 amino acids. Gene Ontology annotation, cellular component: cell periphery; fungal-type vacuole. Lineage: Eukaryota; Fungi; Ascomycota; Lecanoromycetes; Lecanorales; Ramalinaceae. The transcript is spliced from 2 exons.
AUGGGCCCUCGCACAGGCAGCUUCCGAUCUCGUGCUACAAGCCUUAUAAAGUCGCCUCUUGCGACUAUACAUCAGGGGCAAUACCAUGAUCCAAAUAGGGAAAGAAGUUUUAGCAAUGCUUCACAACAGCAGACUCUCAAUGAGAAGCAAGAGGCGCUGGACAAUCUUACAAGCUCUUCUUCCUGUGGGCAAACGCAUUCCACAUUAGCAGAAGAUACUAGAGUUCGCGAACGAGACGCGCACAGGAUACCCCGAACUAUUCCAAGCUGGGUUCACACCAGGGAAGAGAUCGAGAAAGGCAUUGUUCCAAUCUCACCCUCACACGAUCCCCCUGGUGCAGCUCAAGUGGCUCAGCAUAAUAGCAGUCCUGCUAUAAAGGCCAACGGGUCGACUUAUCAUCAAAAGGUACAUAAUCAAGAAUAUGAGAAGCUAGCGCACUGGUCCGGUGAGGCCGAUCCUGAGAGGGUCUCGCGCUGGAAGGCUUUCACGGAUGCUUCGGCGUAUCCUCAUAUCACUCCAGAUGGUGGGCGUAUCGUUAGUGAAGAAUGGCUACGAGAUAAUGGUCCAAACUACUAUCAACCAUGGAUGGCAGGAGUAGUGGAGGGUGACCCUGAAGUUGGCUACAAAUCUCACAUUCGGCGGCGCGCGUGGUAUCUGAGACUUGAACGCAAAAUUCUACGCAGUCCUAUUGUUCCCAUGGUGAUUCGUAUGAUCGUUCUUUCAUUCUCGGUGGUUGCACUAGGACUAGCCACCUCCAUCCACAUAUUAGUCAACGGAAACGACAGUGUGCUCGAACAAGUUCCAAGUACAGACAUGGCGAUUAUAGGAAACCGCUCGGAUUGA